AUGGACCUCAGAGCCUCCAUCUCCCUUCUACUGCUGCUGCUGAUUGGCCUGUCCCAGGCUCUACCUGUCACGGAAGAGAAUGCUGAUUAUUAUGGAGGUAUUGCUAUAUCCGAACCUUUUGAAAACGACGAGAGCAACUUAACUUCCACAGAGACAAACAAUCUGCCUCCUGAAGAAGAGGAUGCUGAUGAUGAAAGUUUCAAUUUCCCUGAUGAAACUGAUGAAGAAGACGAUGACAUGACACUGACUUCUGAGUCUUCAUUGGAUGCUGAGGAUGAAAGUCAAGCUUUCUCUGAUGAACCAGAAGAUUCAGAUGUAACCACCACAGAAACUCCAGAGAUAAGCAAUUACGCGGAUGAGGAAACUGAUCCAGAAGAGCCGGUUUAUGACUUAACUACACAGAUUCUGGACACUAACAACGCCUCUACUGAGUUCCUUAUGGAAGGAGAUCUUGUGGCACCAAAAACCAGAAAUGCUCUGGCCUGCUGGAACAACCAAUGUCUGUGGAGGAAGUCUCGCAGUGGGAAGGUGGAGGUGCCGUACACAAUCAGCCGUGCUUUCCCAUCCCAUGAAAGGGCCAGAAUCAGUAGGGCCAUGGACUCCUUCCACAGGCAAAGCUGCAUUAGGUUUGUUCCCCGAUCAAGACAGCGCGCCUUCAUCACUAUUGAGAACAGAGAUGGGUGCUUCUCCAGCCUCGGCAGGACAGGUGGCAGACAGGUGCUGUCCCUCAACAGGAGAGGUUGUAUGGUCCAUGGCAUCAUUCAGCAUGAGCUUCUUCAUGCUCUGGGCUUCCAGCAUGAGCAGACCAGGAGUGACAGAGACAAGUAUGUGAAGAUCAACUGGCAGUUCAUCCAGCCAAACACCCGUCACAACUUCCGGAAACGGAACACCAACAACCUGGGUACCGGAUAUGACUACGGCUCUGUGCUGCACUAUGGAAGAUAUGCCUUCACCACACGGCGUGGAGCGGAGACCAUCACUCCAUAUCCAAACCGAAGAGUGCAAAUUGGACAGAGGACGCGAAUGUCCAGAAAUGACCUCCUGAGACUCAACAGACUGUAUAGAUGUUAGAAGUCCCAGCUGAUGUUGACCCAGUCCAGUACCACCAGAAUCCCAUGGUUGCAGAUUAUUAAAUUAUUCUUACAUAUUGCAUUGUCAUGUCUCUUGGAACAACAAUAAAA
Messenger RNA from Engraulis encrasicolus (European anchovy), 1181 nucleotides. RefSeq names its product hatching enzyme 1.2-like. Bases 1 to 1071 code for a protein of 356 amino acids. Lineage: Eukaryota; Metazoa; Chordata; Actinopteri; Clupeiformes; Engraulidae. The record is from RefSeq and is a predicted model, not a curated record. Gene Ontology annotation, molecular function: zinc ion binding; metalloendopeptidase activity. The transcript is spliced from 11 exons. Gene Ontology annotation, biological process: proteolysis.